Messenger RNA from Oryza brachyantha (malo sina), 2236 nucleotides. RefSeq names its product light-sensor Protein kinase-like. The record is from RefSeq and is a predicted model, not a curated record. Gene Ontology annotation, biological process: protein phosphorylation. Lineage: Eukaryota; Viridiplantae; Streptophyta; Magnoliopsida; Poales; Poaceae. The coding region runs from base 1 to 2142 and encodes 713 amino acids. The transcript has a single exon. Gene Ontology annotation, molecular function: ATP binding; protein kinase activity.
AUGGAGCAGCUCCGGCAGGUCGGCGAGGCCGUCGGCGGCGUUAACGCCCUCAUGGUCUUCCACGACGACCUCCGCAUCAACCCACGCCAAUGCGCCCUCCUCGCCCACGCCUGCUCCCUCGCCUUCCACGCCGUCGCCGGCGAGGUGAGCGCCCGCCUCCGCUUCGAGGACCGCCUCACCAAAUGGAAGGCCCUCGACGACCCCAUCCGCGAGCUCCACCGCGCCGUCCGCGACGGCGAGGCCUACAUCCGCCAAUGCCUCGAGCCGCGUGACUGGUGGACGCGCGCCGCGGCGGCCACGCACGCCACCGACUGCGUCGAGCACCUCCUCCACAACCUCCUCUGGUGCGUCGCCGUCGUCAUGGAGGCCGUCGAGGCCGUCGGCGAGGUCACCGGCUCUGACCCCGACGAGGUCGCCCGGAGGCGGCUGGCGCUGGCGAAAGACUACGACAAGGACCUUCUUGAUCCCAAGCUUUUCCGGCAGAGGCUCGGCAAGACGUACCUGGCCACGCGGGAGCUCGCCGCCAGGAUGGACAUGGCAUGGAAGGAGGACAGGUGGCUGCUAUCCCAGCUUCUUGACGAGAGGAAGGGCCCGACGUCGCCGGAGCCAUUGACGCGCCAGGAGCACCGGCUCGCCGACCUCCUCGCCGCGCCGCGCGGGAAGCUGCACCCGGCGUCCGUGCUUCUCAGCGACUUCCACAUGCGGAGGCGCCUGGGUGGAAAUCUCAAGGAGGUGCAGUGGAUGGGGGAGUCGUUCGCCGUGAAGCAUCUCGUCGGGGUCGACGCCGACGCGGCGGCCGCCGAGGUCGCGCUGCUCGCGGCGGUGUCGCACCCGAACGUGGCGCACUGCCGCUACUGCUUCCACGACGAGGAGAAGAGGGAGCUGUUCGUCGUCAUGGACCAGCUCAUGAGCAAGGACCUCGGCUGCUACGUCAAGGAGGUGACCUCCGCCAAGCGCCGGGUGCCUUUCCCGCUCGUCGUCGUCGUCGACACCAUGCUGCAGAUCGCGCGCGGCAUGGAGCAGCUGCACUCCAACAACAUAUACCACGGCAACCUCAACCCGUCCAACGUGCUCGUCAAGCCGCGCCAUGGCGACGCCUACCUGCAGGUCAAGGUCGCCGGCUUCGGCCACGGCCACGGCCAGUCCGCCGUGUCCAACUCCGGCACGAAGGCGCCGGCCAAUGCAAAUGCCAACCCCUGCAUCUGGUACGCGCCGGAGGCGCUGGGGAACGAGCCGACGGCGAGGUGCACCGAGAAGGCCGACGUGUACAGCUUCGGGAUGAUCUGCUUCGAGCUUCUCACCGGCAAGAUCCCGUUCGAGGACAACCACCUGCAGGGGGACAACAUGAGCAAGAACAUCCGCGCAGGCGAGCGGCCGCUCUUCCCGUUCCAGUCGCCGAAAUACCUGACCGGCCUCACCAAGCGGUGCUGGCACGGCGAGCCGGCGCAGCGCCCGGCGUUCCACUCCAUCUGCCGCGUGCUCCGCUACGUGAAGCGCUUCUUGGUGAUGAACCCGGAGCAGGGCCAGCCGGACGCGCCCGGGCCGCCAGUGGACUACCUCGACAUCGAGGCGCAGCUGCUGAGGAGGUUCCCGGAGUGGCAGGGCAACACGGCGGCGCGCGUCGCCGACGUGCCGUUCCAGAUGUACGCGUACAGGGUGAUGGAGAAGGAGAAGACCAACGCGUGCAGGGACAAGAGCCCCGACUCCAGCAGCGACGGCAACUCGCUGUGCGGCGACGACAGCGUGUCAGGCACGACGACGGCGACGGACGGCGACGCGCAGCCGGCGUCGAUCCGGUGGCUGCCUGAGCGGAGCGGCAGCUACAGUUCGUCGCCGCGCAAGGUGGCCGGCAAGGCCGUCGCCAUCGCCAUCGCCGGCACCAAGGCAGGCAAGUGUCAGUCGCAGCAGCAGCAUUGCGCAUCACCUAGAGCCUCCAAGAUUACUGCAGCUAGCUCCAUGUCCAUGACGCGUGCAGGGCCGCCGCAGAAGUCGAGGUCGAUGGGCGUGGUGAGGCCGCCGCCGCAGAUCGUCCCACGGCGAACGCCGAGGAUAAAGUCCGACGGGCACCUGAAUAAAGCGGCGAUUCCACCUUCCCGACGGCGUAAGUCCGGCGGUCACGGUUCAGACUCCGAAUUAGCCUAGGAAUGUCGCAGACUUGCAGUGCAGAUAAAAGGUUUCAACUUGUUUCAGAAAUAUAUAGUAUCUAAUGGAUGUAAAAUAAGCAAACGAAUGGAUG